GAGACAGAACAAUAAAAAGUCAUUCAGGAUUGAAUGCCUUUGUAAAGAGAUGGGUUUUUAGAAGAUGUCCAGAGAGAUUUCGUACAUCUCACAAAUCUCCUUCCACAUCUGCUGCUCACAUUGUCCUGCCCUCGCCGUGUACGUGCAGUGUGGCGAAAUAAAAACGCUUCAGAUGGAGUCUGAGGUCCGCAGACGUUUUUCCUGCAGUAGACCCGGUUAUUAUUAGAUUGACAUUGAAAAUAACUGGCAACGACUUCGAUCGCUUAAGACAUUUGUUGCAAGUAAAAACAUUUCAUUGUUCCAGCUUCACAAGUGUGAAGAUUUGUCACAAUUAGUUUAAUUUAUUUGUAAUGACAUUGAGCUUUCAACUGUUAGACAAAACAAGCAUUGUGAAGGUGUCACUUUGGGUAUUUCUCACUAUUUUAAGAAUUAAAAAAAUCGAUUUAAUGGAGAAAAUAAUCAGCCAGAGUGAAAGUAGUUGCAGUCUGAUUCAAAAUGAGCUACAGCUCAACAAUGACUACUGUAAAAUCCUGAUUUUACAUUAAUAGAUGAGAAACAAUAAUAUAUAUUAUAUAUAAUUAUUUCUGCAAUCAGUACUUCUACUUUUAAUAUUUUUCCUGAUAAUACUUACAUACUUUUACUGUAGUAACAUAUUCUGUGCAGGACUUUUACUUGUAGUAUUUUUUACAGUUUAGGAUACAUUAUAAUUACUUUUAAUUAAGUAAAGGAUCUGAAUACUUUGUCCAUCACUGACACACAUGAGUUACUUGAAUUAUGUUUGAAAGGGCGACCUGUUUAUAAUGAAUGCCGUAGUUUAGUGAACAGGAAAGUUUUCCAGCGGUAUUUUUAAGUUCAUGUCCGCAGCUGCUGACAAACAGAACCAUACUAACAGUACGUUUGAUACAGAAGUAUUUUUAAAAGCAGGUACUUUGACUUUUGAGUAGAAAUUGAAAUGUUCUAGUUUUUGGAGUAAUAUUUAGUAAGGGUACUUUUAGUGCAGAGCAGGAUUUGUGUACUGCGUCCACCACUGAGUGAGACUUGGUUCAGAAAGAGCAUCAGUGCCUCCAUCUCUGCAUGAGUGUGUUUGUCCAGCAGAUGGCGGCAGGAGCGAGCCCUGAUGCGUGCGUGCGUGCGCGCGCGCGCGUGGAGGUCCUGUGUCUUUAAGGCCGGAUCUCACAGCUCACACACACGGCUGACUGGUGCCACGCUGCGGCGCCUGCUCAGUGCGCAUCGCCGCUGCUGCUCGGAUCCUGGACCAGGAGCUCCGCUGUCCGUCCGACUGUACGUCUGCUGCACGCCGUGUGUGCGCUGUCUGAUGGUAACCUAUGGAUUGACGGAGGCAGGCUUUUGUUGUCAGCCCGGUGGUUUGUUCUGCUGGAGCUGCACUUUCACCGGAGAAUGCCCAGAGGAGCCGGAGCCGUGUCCCUGCACGGAUAGCGCAGAAAUACACCCGAGAAUCACGAUAUUGACAUGAAGAAAGACAUUGAGACUCUAAUAGCAGAGGAACGCGCUGAUAUCAUCUUGAAAUAUGCUACGGGCAGGCAGGCCGGGGUGGAGAUCGACCCCUGGGAAGAUGCUGACUACAGCAUCUACAAAGUCAUCGACCGUUUCGGCUUCAUGCAUGAGGUCGAGUUGCCAGCCCCGACUGCACAUGAAGAAAAGCUGAAGCAGCUGGAGAUCGAGAGAGCGGAGAAGUGGCUGAAGAUGGUGAAGAAGUGGGAUAAAUACAAGAAUAGCGACAGGAUGGUAAAACGGGUGUACAAGGGCAUUCCCCUGCAGCUCAGAGGCCGGGCCUGGGCGCUGAUGCUGGACGUGGAGCGGGCGAAGACGGAGAACGAGGGCAAAUAUGAGAAAAUGAAGGAGCAGGCCAGACUGUACUCACCUGAGAUCAAACAGAUCGACCUGGACAUCAACAGGACCUUUCGAAACCACAUCAUGUUCAUGGACCGCUUUGGAGUCAAGCAGCAGGCUCUUUUCCAUGUUCUCUCUGCAUAUUCAGUCUACAACACAGAGGUGAGUUACUGCCAGGGGAUGAGCCAGAUCGCCGCCCUGCUGCUGAUGUACUUGAACGAGGAAGACGCCUUCUGGGCCCUGUCACAGCUGCUGACCAAUCAGAAGCACGGCAUGCACGGAUUUUUUGUUCCCGGGUUCCCCAAACUUCAGAGAUUCCAGGCACAUCAUGAUCAGAUUAUUUCCAAACUCAUCCCCAAGCUGAAGAAACAUCUGGACAGAGAGCAGAUGUCUGCGGGGAUUUACUGCACUAAAUGGUUCCUGCAGUGCUUCAUUGACAGGACGCCGUUCACGCUUACCCUUCGUCUGUGGGACAUUUUCAUCCUGGAGGGAGAGAGGCUUCUCACCGCCAUGUCUUACACCAUCCUGAAGAUACACAAGAAGCGUCUGUUGAAGAUGUCUCUGGAGGAGCUCAGAGAGUUCCUGCAGGAGCGGAUCGCUCAGACUUUCUUCUACAGCGACGACGUGAUCGUCGAGCAGCUUCAGGCGUCCAUGACUGAACUGAGGAAGAUGAAGCUGGACCUUCCUCCUCCAGGGAAGCCUGAGGAAUUACCCCGCCAGCCUCUGGGUCAGGAGCUGCCGGUGCUGUUGAGUCCAGUCCAGGCCUCCAGAGGGAAGCCGUCCUCCACCAGCGGGUUCCCCAAAGCAGGCCUGAGCCUCCGCAUCAUCUCCCACCAGCCUGACUCUAUAUCCCCGGACCAGAGCCCCUCCAAGGACCCCAGGGAUCUUGAUGCUGUGGAAGAGGAGGCCCCGCUGCCUUCUCCAGACCCAAUCAUCAUCCACAGCCAGGCCCCGCUCACCCCCGACAGCUCUCCGCUGAUGGGACCGCCGCCUUACCAGCCCCCUGGGAGUCGAGCAGUAGUCAUAGUGGAUCAUCCACCUCCAGAUCAGGCGAGGGAUGAAAUGCAACCACAGGUGGCAGAUGAACUCUCGCCGGCCCCCACAGAUGACUCCUCUGUCACCACCGACAUCUCCUCCUGCAAGGCCCCGCGGACUCUUUUGGCUCAUGUAGCCCAGGUGGCCUCGCCGGCUUCUGGCCUGGCUCAGUCUGAGAGUCGGUCAGCAGAAGAGAGGGCUGAGGACAUUUACCUCCACCAGCUGCUGGAGCAAGCCUCAGCUCUGUCCACCAAAAGGAACCUGCGCCAGGUCUCCAGUGAAGGAUCGGAGGAAACACAGGCUCCGGACAUUUCAUGAGACGACCACCAAUUUAUUGGAUAAUGUGUCCGUGGCAUGACUUGACUCUGCCUUCUUCACCUAUUGGGUACAUUAAAGGUUCUGUAAAGGUCAAAUGUAGGCGGUUAAAACUGUUUGGUGGACGAGGUUACCGUUAAAGUUUAGGUGAAGAACAACAGAAGUAGGAUUUAUCAGUCAGAUUAUCAAUGUCAAGCAAAAGACCAGUAUUAAUUUCUAGUAUUAAUCUAAUUUGUUACCAAGUCACUAACUCACUUUCUAAAAAGUUCUGACUUGAGAAUCAAAUUUCCUCCUUUGGUCAUCACAUAUGAAGUUGUAGAGGUCAGAGGCAGGAGGACUCGGUGUUUGGUCCUGAACAGCAGGGUCUGUUUUCAGAGUCACUCUUGGGAAGGACUAAAACCAGUGCUACCUCUGAGGUACACUUACUUAGGGAAUAGUUUGUAUGUGUAGGCUUUAUUUGUAAAGACUAAUGGUGUGUCUGCAAAAAUGUGAAGCAAAAAUUGCAAAUAUACAUACACUAAAAUCUUAUAAUGAUACUUAAUAAUACCUGAGUACACAAUGGCAAGCCACUCGCAAGAGCCCAACCACUUUGGUUUAUAAUACCCAUAACAGUGCUCCAUAUUGCCCAUAUUGUGCAGAAUUUUGCACGCUAUAAUACCCGUGUUCAUGCACAGCAGGUGUGCUUUGCAUCCCACACAAGUCACAAAAGUGACUCCUGUGUUUUAAUGUGCUCAUCGUCACUGUGCAUUCACAGAUGAUAGCUCCUCACACAGGAUGCCUGAAUGCCGUGUUAGCAUGCCCGCUAACAGGUGAAAGGCCUCUGGAGCUGUCCUAAAAAGCAGCAGAGAUAGAGACGGAUUUCCUACAGUGUGACGCCUGAUAAAUGUGGACCCAGUUUGUCUAAUGUGGCUCUGGAGCUGUGUCGUGCUGAUGUUGUGACAGUUAUCUGAACUUAGGCCGUCUGAGGUGUGAAAGAUGCAGAAUAAAUGAACCUGCAUCAUGACCUUCCCCUCCUCCUGUGUGUUUCUAAAGAUUUCACAGUUUAAUCUGUAAACACACUUCUCCCGCUCUUCAUGCACAGGGCAUGUUAUUUGCAUGUCAAGAAAUUGUGCUAAUUUCCCAGAAUUUGAGGGGCCUGGCUCUCACAGGAGACUGACUGACUGACUGUUAAUACACCUUACCAGACUCUGGAGCAUUCGGGACCACAUCCACACCGUUUCCUGUCAUUUUGAUGGAGUUUUAUUGCAGAGAGAAGGAAUCAGAAAGCGUGCAGAAGUCUCCGAGGCGCCACCCUUUACGAGAAAAUAAAAUGUUUUUGUAGUUUUGUAACGCUUCACCAGAGAACAAAAUCGUGCUCCGUCAGCCUUUGUAAAAUGUUUGCUAGCAGAGUUACAGUUUUAUUUUUUGUACGAAUGUCUUGAUGCCUUAUUUGGAUCAGCUUCAGUUCUUCUGUGGACGUUGUUGAUGUUGAACUCUGCACAACAACAACAAAGGAAGUGAGCUUACUUGACACGAGGACAAACUUUCAGGUGUUGACAUGGUGAGCUGGCUCACUGUUAUGAUUGUACACAUUGACACAUAUUGAGCUCAUUUUAAAUAACUGGUUUUCUAGCUCAGUAAUUUAUUGUUUUAUCCUCUGAAGAAAAGGCAUCCAGGUCAAUUUACCGCUCUUGUGCUCAUCCUUUUCAUGAACUGGAAUAUGUGCUGCGUUUUCCACUGAGCUCUUUGAACGGUGAAAACCAGCUUUGUUAUUUAACCUUACAGAAGAUCUGGAUUUAGGUGUGUCAGAUUUUGUUUGCAUUGUGCUUAGAAAUGUACAGUAUUGUAGAACCAGUAGGUAAGAAGAAAACCCCAUUUCUUCAGCUCUGUGCUUAGAAAUAGUAAAAGGCUGACACCUUGUGGUUGCUUUAGAUUAAGCAUGUCUGUAUCUAGAUCUAGCCCAGAGGAGUAGAAAGACUUUUGAACAUUUAGAAUUCAUCCAAAUGACGACAAAUCAGAUUAGAGAUAUUUAAAGUCUUGCAAUUGAAUGGCAUUAUUUUGAAUUAUGUUAAUAAGUUCAGGAUUUUUCUGACAUUUGACUGUAUUCCAAUGCUAAAACUCCAGCUAAUCUAAACAUGGUUUGAAUAAUUGUGUAUCAAAGUCCGCCACAGUUGAACUGGUAGUUUUCUUCAGUGUCUGUAAAGGAGAUGAAGUUAAAGUAUGACGUUGUUAGAGUGUCGAGGUAAAACAAAAGUGUUUUAAUUCUUGGCUACAGAUUUGAUGUACAUUGUAAUAUACAGCACUUUUUGUUAGCAGUUUGAAGAUGUUGAUGAAACCAUGGAGCUAAAACAAUAUAACUUUUAUCUUCCUUGA
Messenger RNA from Micropterus salmoides (largemouth bass), 5553 nucleotides. Its product is annotated as USP6 N-terminal-like protein. Bases 1471 to 3204 code for a protein of 577 amino acids. The record is from RefSeq and is a predicted model, not a curated record. Lineage: Eukaryota; Metazoa; Chordata; Actinopteri; Centrarchiformes; Centrarchidae. The transcript is spliced from 14 exons.